CGAGCAUGAACAAACUGUCCUGAAAAAUCAUUAGAACAUCGUCGGAUAAAGCGUAUCAUUCCGUCGAAGUAACUGGACGAUCGUUUCGAUCUUAAUUACACGAUCGCGUAUUUAUCUGGCAGAAUUCACGCGCUAUCUAGCUGGUAAUUAAGCGGUCGGCGAAGAACGUUGAGAAGCUAUUAACUCGCUGCUCGGCCAACGAGGCAAGGUCCUUGGAUUGUUGCUAUACUUUCUUGUGAUAAUGGUGAAUUAAUAGAGAAGCAGUUAGGGCGGUCUGGUGGGAAAAGUUCUCGAUAUCCGUCCUCGUCGUGGCGGGAAGCAGGACCACGAGACGGUAGACGGUUAAUUAAGGAAACCGUUAACUGGGGAAGACCGACUUAUCUGCGACGAUUGGCUGCUAAGUUACCCAACGGAGCAAAUGUUUCAGAGUUUCAAUCAGCUUCCUACUUUCCACCCUUCCCUUUUGCCCGCACCAUGGAAUAGCUACUUUGCAGUCGUAGCCAUAAGACGCUCUUGAAUGCGAUUAUAAUAAAUUCUUCGCUGAAAGUUGCCGAAGCGCUCGAAUCCGCUUGCGAUGAUAAUGGCCGAAGGAGGAUGGGACCGUCGUCCCAAGCGUGCUCCACUUUUCAAUCUCCGAUGUUGGGAUUACGAUUUACACGACAACCAUCAGGCUUCUUACCAGGAUGUUAAAGACUUUCAUAGAUACAUCGUCAUCUUCGUGUCUUGGUGGUUGCAUAGGAUUCGUUUAAACAGAGACUACAUGCAGUGCCGCGGAUACCCGGGGACCGUGGUUGGUUACGAGAAGGUGGAAUCUUCGAGUCAGCGAUCAGCAGCGACACAUUGAUGCUUCGGCGAUCGAUCCACGGACCUAGUGACGAGGCACCGACGCGCCGCCAAGGAAAUCUCGACGAACGACAUUCCUUUGGCAAAGUGACGCUCAGAGCGGUCACGGAUUUCUCGUUGCUGUCUAAAUUAAGGAAAUCCUCGGGAUGGAGCUAAGAACGGCGAAACUGUUACUCUACUCGGCGUUGGUGGUGGUCGUGUGUUGGUGCCAAGAAGAUUGGACGGCCCAAUGUUCGUCCUUGUGCAAAUGCAGAUGGAUUUCCGGCAAGAAGACAGCGGAAUGCGCGAAACAGAAUCUCACGCAGAUACCUAGUAAUCUAUCAUCGGAUAUCCAGAACUUCGACCUAACCGGAAAUCGUAUCGCUCAUCUGAUGAACAACUCGUUCAGUAGCGUCCACCUGGUGAACCUGCAGAAGUUGGUGUUGCGCAAAUGCGAGAUCGAAACGAUUCACAUGAACGCUUUCAACGGCCUGAAAAUCGUGAUCGAGAUCGAUCUAUCGGCCAACAACAUCAGAACCCUAAAUCGGGGCACGUUCGAAGAAACACAGAGGUUAAGGGUGUUGUUGUUGAACGAGAACAAGCUAAAGGUCCUGGAGAACGGUCUCUUCCGUGAUCUGGUGUACCUGCAGAAGGUGAUGUUGUCUAACAAUGAAUUAGAACGAAUCGAGAAGAAGACCUUCCACAAUCUGCCAGGUUUGCGAUUAGUUACUCUAGAUGGCAACAAUCUAAGCACCCUGGGGGUGCAGAGCUUCGAAUUGCUGCCGAUACUCGGCAGCCUAGAGCUUCACAAUAAUCCAUGGAAUUGCAAUUGUCAUCUGAAGAGAUUUCGCAAUUGGACGAUAGAGAGAAAGUUGUACACGAAACCCACCACGUGUCAGCAACCACCGAAUCUUGCCGGGAAGAUGUGGGACGAGAUCAGCAGCGACGAAUUCGCCUGUAGACCAGAAAUCUUCACGAUUGGCCCAUCCGUGAAGAUGGAGUUCGCCAGAGGGAACGUGACCUUUUGGUGCAGAGCUUCUGGAACCCCGCAGCCAAAGCUAUUCUGGAUCUACCGAUCGAGAACCUUAACCAACGAGAGCCGACGACACAACGGGGAGAAAAGUUACAUCCUGAAGUCGAGCCACGACUGGUUGAACCUGACGAUACCGGAUGUCACGCCCUCGGACAAGGGUGAUUACGUCUGCUUGGCGAAAAGUCCAGGCGGAAAUACGGAGAAGAACGUGACAUUGGCUAUCGCUGGCGACGCGAUGGGUGGCAAGGACAAUAUAAUCAGUCUACCGCUCGCGCUCGGAUUGGGUGUGACCGCUUUGCUGCUUUUAAUCGUCACCGUUUCCCUUUGCGUGUGCUACUGUCGUCGUCGUCGAACCAGGCACGACGAGAAGAGCCUCGAGGCCGCCACGAUGGAACACCACGGUCUUGGCGAACAAGAGAAAUCACUGAUCACCACGAUAAAUCCAGUGGUGAAGCCACCGAGACGCUACGAGACGCCUUCCGUGACGUCGCACGGCACCGAGAUGACGGAGCUGAAUCGUACCCUGCUCGACAACGACUCGGUCUUUGCUGAUGGUAUCGGUGGCGGUGUUGGCAGUGGAGUGAUCGGCGGAGUCGGCGACGACGAGAGGGAAGAACGAGCAACGCCCGAGCUAGAGAGCGGUACCGGCACCCUGUGCCGCGGAGGUGGCGGAAGUUAUCGCCAGUAUCCGCCGGAUCUGUUGGCCUUCUCCGGUGGUCGGGGCGCGUCGCCAACGAGCCAGGCGUCCACGGCGCCGGACAACACGCGUCUUCCGAGUCAGCACGCGACGCCAAAUUCAGCCGCGUACGGUUCACCCUCGAACCAAUAUCCUGCCGCUUUCAAGACCUUGCCGCACAACCGUAGCGUCACCCCCUACGGAAUCACCAGUUCCACCAUCGCACCGGUAAUGCCUCGUCACGGUUACGUUACGAUACCUCGAAGACCCAGGGCACCCAGCUGGAGCAGCGGUCCACCCACUUCGCCCACAGACGGACUGGAGCCUGUCUACGACAAUCUUGGUCUACGCACCACCGCCGAUGGUAGCUCGGUGUUAUCUUUGAACAAGAGUCCCGAGCCUUUGUCCUCGAUCAGGAAUCGACCUCUGCCAGGAACGCCUAGUUCGCAUUACGGCACCAUACAGCGAAGCACCCCAAAUAUAUUGACCAGCAGCCCCCUCGAUAGAGCCGCUCCCGAAGGUGCUGCCGAAUGGCCAUCCAAGAUCGCUGACGAAUCCACCGACAGCAAUCACGUUCUAAAUCAAUCGCAGCCACAACAAUCGUCCAGCAACACUCUCGGUAGAAAGGUACCACCUAGACCACCUCCAAAGCCGAAGAAGAAGUCGACGAACGGUCCACUGUACGAGGACGAAGGUGAAGACGGGACGGAGGUAUGAUCUACGUACAUCGGUCGACGAAGAUGAGGCCGCGAGGUGGUGGCCGUGUUAAGCGGAAGAGACGCAUGACCGAGGUCACAAUAAACCGGUAGUGCCUUUGAUGAAGAGACGAUCCGUGGUUUUGUGCGAAUCCACGCGUUCGGUUGGAGUGGAUCAGUUUGCUCGUGGAGCGUGUGUGGGGGCUUCCACAUCCGGUGAAACAAGUCGUCGGGUGAAACGCUGACUCGCUGCAAAAGCAACAAACUCUUUGUUGUUGUUGUUUCUUUUCUUUUUUUUUUUUUAAUUUUAUUUUCCUUUCCUUGUAUUUUUUAAUUUAUUUAGUUCGUGACGUGAAAAGGUUUCAUUCUUUCGCGAGGAGCCGGGAAACAGACUACGUUCCAGUGACUUUCACGCGAGAACGCUAUGAAAGGUGUCGAACAACACCUGUACGUAGGUGUUUUUCGUUCUUUGCGUUCCUCCAGAAGUUCGUCGACGAAGACGACCAAUGAUACGAACGCUCGUGACGUUUAGGUGACGAGAAAGAUGACGAGAUCACGAACAGAUCGUAUAAGAUACUCAGCGUUGAUGGUAACGCUACUUCCCGAAUACGAUCGUCUUAUUUAUUGACGUGCUUGUUGCAUGCAUAACGAAGAUCGCGUUCAAACCAGUAUAGACAUCGUGCAGUGGUAAACGCGAUCGGGUACCUCUCUUAAUCUCUAUUCCUACAAUUCUUUUUUUUAAAUUUACAUUUUUGUAUUCGCCCGUGUGUACUAGACGAGAUUGAUUCUUACGAAAUAUUUACAGUUUAUCAUGCAUUUCUUUUUUUUAUUAUUCCUCGAGGGAACGAUGCUCUGCAUUCUUUUUAUCGUUAGCUUUAAGAUGAUCCUCUAUUUCUUCUACAUCGUGCAUUACGUUGGGUACUUGACCGCGUCGAACAGAGUUACUUUUGUAACUGUACGUACACGAGAAAUCAUGCGAAUUAUUUCCAAUAAUGUAAGAACAAACGUGUUAAAAUAACAAUGAUGUUAGAGUAAUUGUUUUUGCGUACGUAAAGAGUAUCCUCCGACUAUAUCUGUUCUCCGAUGGUAACGAAAUAACGCGAAUGUUCCAGUGUGAGUGUAACAAGGUGGUAAUUCAUAUAUAGAAAUCCUCCAUUAAGAAAAUAUCACAAUGAUACAAGACAAGACACCGUGACCAAAUGAAUCUUACACGCAUAUUCUCUCGUCCUUUAAAAUAUUUUAAUAUUCUCGCAGGCCAUGAUACUUCGUUUCUAUCAGGAGGGAUCUAGACGUACGUUCGUGUUGUAAAAAAAAAAAAUUAAGAAACAUCGUACAGUUUGUAUAUACUAUGUAUAUUACACGUAAGAAAUAGUUCGUAUGUCUUUCAUGAAACCAUACCUAAAUGAUGGUUUAGAAACAAGGCAAGGCUAUCCUCGAGUUAGAGACACAAUGUCGACCCGUUCAGAAUGCUGUUGUAUACGUAAAUUAAAUUAAAUAAUUAAAAAACGUGGUAAUUAUAGAGAGAAUUACCAAAAAUGCAGUCGAAUCACUUUUGAACCGAAUUCUUGAUCGGAUAUCAGCUCGUUCUCGUUUCGAUCAGCUUCUCCGAACGAGUUUCACUUUGUACGAUGUUUUGUAAUACUUUCGACCAUCGAUCUUCCACGAUGGACGAAAUUUCAUUGUUCGAGGAAAGAUAAACGUUUUCGGUCGACAAAAUUGCCGCGGCUUCGUAGACACAAACCGCGAGAAACGAUCGCUCUUCAACUAAACGUUUAUCGCUCGUAAGCCACCAACUUGUUAUACUUCCGCUACAUUUUAUCCGGGUUUUAACGUUGCAUUCCCGACUUUAGCGGGGGAUUUCGGGAUCGAUCGUCUGCUCAACUUGUUGCGAACACGCGGGGACGAAUCCUUAUCCCGCGACCAGAGAAACAGAGAGUCCUUUCAACGACUUCCAAUAUUCCAAAUGGACGUCUCUUUCCACCUUUAUCCCGCAAAUGCGCAUUGUUUCAUGUGUUUGGGGAAUUGUUCAGCUAGCAAGAUUACUGGACAAGGUAUUUCACACGUUUCAAUGUACAAGCCCAGUAUAUCGUUGUAUUAACACUUUGACUGAUGUUUUGUUUGAUCGAAGAUACGAGACGAUGGCGUAAGAAAAUGGUUGAAAAUAAGACAUCGUACACGGUUCAUUUAUCGUACAACUUAUAAUAGGUUUAAGAUGGCAACUACUUAUUCCGAACGAUGUGUUUUAAUUUACAUAUUUAAGUCUUUCACGUUUAAAGCAUCUCCUUAAAAUUUCAAGUAGCUUAUUAAGAGACCGGAAGCAUCUCUCGAGUACUUAUCUCCCAAACACUUUAUCAAAGGUACUUUUGUAUACAGAACAUUUAGGAGACUCUACUUAACCGAGGAGAAAUGUAUUCGAUAACAAUUGUAACAGGUGCAUCAAAUUUUGUUACGACAACGAUUUUCUUUCGCCAUUUUCGUUUAAUUUCGAUCACGUACAAGAUUCCAGUUUUUCAAUUGAUGACCAUGAUACCAAUCAGUGAAAUAAUCAUAGACCAAUAUAUCGAUUCCAUGGUAACGAUGUGUCUUCCCUGAACAUUGUAGCACACCUAAACAGUAUUAUGAAAUAAUUUUGACGAUGACGGUGCGGCGUUCGGUGGGAUGAUCCGGAGAAAAUCGCGACGCGAUCGUGUAACUUCUUUUCUUCGACUAUCGAGAUUAAUGCAAUUAGUCGAUGUUAAUGAGGAAAAGGACAGUUAAGUUUGAAUAGGUGCCAACAGACAGUCUUCUGUCUCUCGUUUCAAAAGUCAGACAUAGAGAUUUCUACUAAUUAAAUAAAAUACUAAUCGACUUUUAUUUGUUAUUUCUACUGUCCCAAUUUCUUUGCACGAUAAAAUCUACUCAAACUGUGUCUAAUUGAAAAAUUCUUCAAACAACAGAGGAAAGGUAAUUGUUCCUUUGAAUUUCCUUGAAGAAUAUCUACUGUUACGUUAAUCGUCGAGAAUAAAAUCGAAGUUACACGAACGACGAUCGUCGCGGAUUAUUUUAAGCGGCCUAUCAGAGUCGCGGCUCGUCCGAUCCGAUCGUUGUGCCGCGCCCUGUAAAUACACGGACCUUAAUUCGCACGUUAAUUCACGAUGUUGUUUAUAUGUAAAUGUGGGCACGUUCAAAGCAACGCGGCACGGCAGAUUGGUACGGCGCCACGAGUAUAUUUUUGUAAUUUUGUAUUUUGAAGAUUUCUCCGGCAACACGAGUUCCCACAAUCACCGCUCGGGGAAGAUACACUCGUCUAUGUUCGUCGAAAUCAGGAAUAUUGAUUUGGUAAUUAUGAAAUUCAUAUGAAACAAAGAGUGAAAUGUGAUCCAGUUCUGGAUUGUAUCGCGACUGUUAACUUGGAUCCUCGUCACAGAAAGGUCUCGAAAAUGUUAAUAAUUGCACAUAAUUACCGGUAAUCGUCACAAUUAUUGUUAUUGACUAAAAUUAUUAAUUUCUUAACAAUGAAACUUCAUUUUUGUUUACUUUUGAAAAAUCUUUAAAUCGAGAAGAUUUUUCAAUUCAUAGCGUUCUCCAUCGAUGAUUCCCAAAGAAAAUCAUUAAUUUCUCAGCAAUCAAAAUUCUCUCUCAUCUGCCUCGCAAAAAUAGAUGAAAAAAGACUUUUCCUCACCCGCCAGCGAUAUUCAUUUCGCAUUCCGUGAUAUGCUAGCUCGUUUAUCGCCACUCGCUGAUAACAUGACAAGUCUGUACAUGAAAAUAGAACUCGUACAAGCUACGCAAUUACAGAAGCCCGGGAGUCAACCUGCGUGUUCUAUGUACCAUUAACCGAGGCAUGUUUACCAGGUACGCGUAUGACGAGCCACCAGUCAGCGUGCAAUUAUUAUCACGGGGAUACUUUGUGCGUGCGGUUAGGCUGUUCGUCGCUUUAAUGAGACUCCCUCUUUGACACCCGAACACCAUAACGUAACAACAUGGUUCAACCGUGCGCAUCUACUCCUCUCUUCUGAACGAUCGUUUGCAAACGAUCAACGAGUAGAUCCUUCGACGACCGUUUCUCUCGCUAAUGACUCUGCGUAUCUACCUGUUAGGUAUAUAUGUUAUAUCCGUUUGAAGUCGUUACUCUGUGACAGGAAUCAAAGCCACGAUGAAGCUAAAAGGAUGCGGAUUGAAUUUUAUACAGUCGCGACUGAGAUUUUUCGCUUCGAAACCUUUUCCAAGGAAUCAGUCGUGAUUCGCGAGGGUAAAUAGAGAUUCGCGUUUAAAGAACGACGUUCCAGGAGCUGUUAUCGGUUUUCUCGUUGAAUUGCAGUAUAAUUGACGGUUGAUGGAAGACACCUCGUGAAACGAGUCUAUUUUACGCCGAUAUCGACGAUCAACGGACUUAAUUGCGUCUGUGGUGAGAAUAUAAGACGUUCGAUCGAGCCAAUCGUUUAUAGGGUUCAUCUCGCUUCAUAAUUGAACAGACAAAUGAAUGUUCAAAGGCGUAUUUUGAAUCAUUAUAAAGUUGCUCGUUUUAUGCUGCCAAAAAAUAAGUACGCCAAUUGCAAAUCGCAAGGAAAAUGUUCUCGUUUGAAUGUACUUAAAAAUCAUCUGUGGUUCUGUCGUCCGUCUUGAUUUUCAAGUGGUGCAACAGUUAUUUCCGCCAGGAAUUAGCUGAAACUACGUUUCGACCGACCUCUGUAGAUAAUACCCUUAGUUCUGACACUGAGAUAUUGGCGUGAAGUUCUUGAUCCGCAUCUGUGUACGGAUGUAACUACCGUCCAAUACACCGAUCCGACCACAACCAUCUGGACGUAACGCGCGCGUGCAAUUAAUCUAAUUUAAUGAACCAACGUAUGCUUUGGAACACCGUGUUCCUCGGGGACUUCUAGUAACUCAUUAUUUUCAUGCCAUUUUCAUUCAUAUUCCUUUAGGAUAACUUAAGAAUGCUAUUUCUUUCGUCUUGAACACGCCAUUGUAUAUUCAAUACUCGUGCACCGUUCCAUUUAAUUAAAUUGUCCCAAAACCGAAAUACGAUAUUCAGUAAUUUUUUAAUGGAGCGAUUUAUUUCUGUCAAGUCUAUUGAUUUUUAUUAAGAGCAUUCAAAGAAUAUAUUAAUACGAGUGUAAUAAAGAUUCAAACGGUGCACAAGAAAUAUAUAUAGCAAGCUCGACAAUGCUGAUUUUUUAAUACUUUAACGGCAGGGGUCAAAGUAUUAAUAACAGCAUUUUCAUUCAGUAAGUACGAUUCAUUAAUAGACAAUAGACAAGUGUUCAUUGAUAAAAAAUAUAUUUAAAGGCUGAUAUGGAACAAAAGUACCGUACUUUAUGUUGCCUCCAUUCGCAUUCGUUACAUUCCAAAAAUGACUAUAAUUUAUAUGUUAUAUUAAGAGACAUUUGAACGCAUUCUCACUGGUUCUUUCAUGGCUCCAUAACAAUUAGCUGAUUAAUCCUCGGAAAUAUUAAAAGUCUUGAUUUUUACCAGAACAAAUUUCCGAGCAUUAAAUCAAUCCUGAAGACAAUGUUAUUUAAAUCGCAUAGAGUUAAGUGUAACAAGCGUACGGCUCGUACAAUCUCCAGAAAUGUUUUUAUUCACGAAAUAUUUUUAACUCGUUUCUUCGAAGACUGAAGAUUUUUCGUUGAGACUCGUCGAUCCCAAAGGAAUUGCGUUCGUGAUGAAAAAAACACAAUGGUUAAGCGAACGAUUGGCGAGAAACUAUGUCCGAUACUCGCGAGAAAAUAACUUCCUAAGCGUGAUCGAAUUAGCUAAUUCGAACACGAUCGUUUCGCGUGUGUUCACGUUUUAUGUAAACGAUUCGAACAACCGCGUGUACACGAGCGACACGAUUUCAUUGCGAAACGUUUACACGACACGAUAAGACUUUAGUGUAAGCCAGUGUUGUCCAAACUAAGCUUCACGGCUUAAGGAACUUCCCUCACUUUGCAUCCAUUGCUGUAACAUAGGAACGCUGGUUAAUGUCAGCGAUAAUUUGUAAAGGAUGCUUAUUCAUUUCUUCGUUCAUCUUUUCUGUGAAGAAUGGUGGUAUCAGUGGUGAAAUUUGUUCAAGAUCAAUGAGCUGCUUAAAAUCAUCCUUAACAAUUUAUAUUAUCAGAAUACGAUUAUUUAAUUUUCGAAAUGAACAUUUCUAUUUUGUAUCUGACGAAAUUGAGAAUUUUAUAGGGUCGAAUUGAUUUUGAACAAGCCACAGGUUUAAUUAGUUCUAAUAAGAAAUUGUGCUAUCUUGAUCGAUCAAUCGAGUCGUGUCCUAAUCAUCAUCGUCGAUACUGCCUAACUCAUUCCAUCGCCACCUGUGUAAAGAAUAUUUAUAGGAGAGACUUGAAUUUCCACGUGUAUACUGUAACGUGUAAGAAUAAAUACCGUGCAGAAUGCGAAGCAUGUUCCUGACGAAGAGUUGUUACGGUGAUGAAGAAUUUGUUGGACGCGUCUUUUUCUCUGGAUCAGCCGCGUUGCAAGUUUCAUGUGCUUGUCGAAUGUGUGCGAACAUAUAAUAUUAUAAAUAAUACGGGGCCGAGUCAUGAAUAAAUGACGUUUCAUUAACAUAUUUUCGUACCUCGUACAGCUCUCCGUUGUACAGGAUAAGAACGCUUUCAAGUGUUUUUAUCGUAAUAGGUGAUUAUUAUAAAUGUAAAGGAACUAUGUUUGCGUGUCACGAUAUAGGUGUAAGGAAAUUCCUUAGGGAAACGUAACGAUCAGAAUUUUCUUUUCAUAGAUCUUAGAGGAGAUAGGAGAGUUAAGAGGAUGGAUAAUCGAACCGACUAUUCUUUUCGAACGUUGAUCAUGCUUUCUUUUCUACUUUAUAUUGUAUCCAAACCUUAUUAUUGAUAUUCAUGUUAUUAUUACUAUUAUUAUUAUCAUUAUUAUUUACGUAGCUGUGGUUAAUAUUUAAUAUUCCUGUCGAUUUAAUUUUAGAUUUUACAUUGUUACGUUGCGCUGUUAUUGUCACGAUAAUUCGUCUCGACGAUUAUUAUUUAUAGAGAAAUUUUGAUUAGAGAUACAACAUAUGCAGCUUGCCGUUUCUAACAGGAUUUAAGUUUCGUAUCUGUGUAUUUUGACUGGAUAUAAUUUAUACGUCAUUGUCAAUGUACUAUCACUGUAAAUAUUAUACAUAUUUUAUAAAUGAAAUAUUUAGCGUGACUGUAUUAAAAGAAUGUACUGAAAGCACCACUCUGUACACUCCACUACGAUGGUUAAAUUUUAAUAAAUAUUUCCCAACCCC
Osmia bicornis bicornis is the source of this 10433-nucleotide messenger RNA. It is a transcript of the gene kek5, whose product is annotated as leucine-rich repeat-containing protein 24. The transcript has 7 exons. Lineage: Eukaryota; Metazoa; Arthropoda; Insecta; Hymenoptera; Megachilidae. Gene Ontology annotation, molecular function: protein binding. The record is from RefSeq and is a predicted model, not a curated record. Bases 990 to 3248 code for a protein of 752 amino acids.